Musca vetustissima is the source of this 1908-nucleotide messenger RNA. RefSeq lists its product as uncharacterized. Bases 1 to 1908 code for a protein of 635 amino acids. Gene Ontology annotation, biological process: monocarboxylic acid transport; transmembrane transport. The transcript has 5 exons. NCBI's taxonomy places the organism in Eukaryota, Metazoa, Arthropoda, Insecta, Diptera, Muscidae. The record is from RefSeq and is a predicted model, not a curated record. Gene Ontology annotation, molecular function: monocarboxylic acid transmembrane transporter activity.
AUGGGCGAAAAGAAAGUUAUAAUUGAAGAGGCCAAUAAUGGUGCCGUGUACAAGGAAACAACAAAACCUAAGAAACCAAAAAGGCGCAACAAAUGUGAUUUAGGUCCUAAUUUUAUAGCUCCAGACGGUGGAUGGGGCUGGGUGAUUUGUAUAGCAUCCGGUUUAUGUAAUCUGUCAUUGUUCCCGCCGAUGCAACAGUAUGGUCUCGUCUACAGACAACGAAUGGCCAAAUUUGGAUUUGAUGCUAAGCAGAUUACAACAAUUGUCAAUGCAAUGAUGGCGCUGUCUUCGUUGAUUGGCCUGGUAAACGGUGCCAUGUUCCGCAGAUUCACUUUUCGGCAGGUGGGCUUAGUCGGCAGUGCCAUGGCUUUCACGGGCAUUUUAUUAUCGGCGUUUUGUGAGACAUUCGUUCAAUACAUUAUCUGCUUGUCGACAAUUUACGGGAUUGGUAUGGGUUUCUGUAUGGCCUCAAACGCUUUGGCUGUAAACACAUAUUUCAAAAAUAAACGCAGAAAAGCUACCGGUUUUACGUGGACUCUGACCGGUUUGGGCCCCAUCAUAUUUCCUCACGUGUCCAUGUUGUUGUUAUCCCAUUAUGGACCUCAGGGUACAAUAUUGGUAUUUGCCGGUAUUGCACUGAAUGGAAUCGUAUGUGCCCUGACUCUGCAACCGGUCCAGAGGCAUGCACCCAAACCCGAGCAGGAAAAUGUGAAGGAAUCCAAUGAAAUAGAUUUAUUCGAGUGUGAUUAUUGCCAAAGUCAAAAGAAGGAAAGGCGUGGCAUCUUCAGCGGCGAAUAUCUCUUCAAUGAAGAUGAUCCCGAAACACCUGGGUAUGAAAUUAUUGAACCAGGUACACCAAUGAUAGCACGGGCCAACGAUGGUUGGUAUGGUUCGAAACUGUCGCUGGCGACAGCACCUCGCUACCGAUCAACACGACUACUGAAGCAGCUUUCGAAGCAGAGCAGUUUUGAGAAUGAACACGAUCCACAACAGGAGAGCUAUCUGUCCCAGAGCAAUCACUUCCAUCGCGAAAGAAGGGAAAUGCAACGCCAAAUUAGCCGUAUCAGCCUGAAGUCUAAAACAGAAUCUGCUCACUGCACAUGCGCUGAGGAGAAGGCACUCUUGCAGAAAGUAAACGAAGAAGCAAAACGGGAGGAAGAAGCAAGAUUGCAAGCUCUGAUAGAAGAAGAGGAACUACGGAAAAGCCGCAUGUCAGUUUGGCAAAAAAUCGUUGUAUUUUUCGAUUUGGAUCUGCUGAAGGAUUUCACAUUCAUAAAUCUUGUUGUGGGCAUGACCAUAAUGACAUUCGGAGAAAUGAAUUUUGCCGUGUUGACUCCAUUUAUUCUCAACAGCUUUGGCUAUAGUGACACACAAAUCUCCAUAGCUAUGUCUGUACUGGCCGGCGUUGAUAUUUCGGUACGUUUUCUUGGUCCAUUUGCUCUGGAAAAGGUUAAAUUGGGCAAUCGUGCACUAUUUGCCAUUGGCAUUAUCGCUAUUUCGAUUGGUCGCUUUUUUGUGACAUUUACCGACUCCUACAACGUUGUCUUGGGCCUGUUUAUGUUGGUUGGCUUUGGCAAGGGAUUGCGUACUAUUUUCGCACCACUGAUUAUUCCCAGUUAUGUUCCACUGAAGAGAUUGCCAGCUGCAUCCGGUUUGCAGUUGAUAUUCAACUCAAUUGUAUCGUUUUCAUUGGGUCCAGUAUUAGGAACUAUUACCGAUCAGUAUGGCUACAGAAUCACAAUUCAUUUUAUAAACUUGUUAACCGGGACUACAUUACUUUUCUGGUUUAUUGAGUCAUUGGUUAGGCGAAUGCUAAAGAAGAAGUCCGCCACGGCGCCUAAACGCUAUCGCCAAAUAUUUGCUAAGUCUGAUGGCGUGCGCGGACCUCUCAACAACUCGAAUCAAUAA